AUGGAGCCCUUCUCUUCCGGUGUGAUUUCGAUCACGGCCAUUUCCAACGCCUUUGAACUGGAAUUCGUUGCUGGGUUGGGCUACCAUAAAUUUGCACGUCCCUCUCAGGGAGACGUGGCCUUAAGAGAUGACAAUAUUCUGUCACAGGAGGAGCCUGUAAUUCAUCAUUGGUUUUUCCAGUUUGCGCCAUCCAUAGGAAUUCAGGACACUGAUUGCUGCUCUCUGAAUGGAGGAACCUGCAUGCUUUGGUCCUCCUGUGCCUGCCCUCCGUCCAUCUAUGGCCAGAACUGUGAGCACGAUUUGCAUAAAGAGAACUGUGAGUCUGUGCCCCGUGACACCUGGCUGCCCAAGAAAUGUUCCAGGUGUAAAUGCUGGCAUGGGCAGCUUCACUGCUUUCCUCAGACAUUUCUCCCACAGGGUGGUGGCCACGUGAUGGGUGAGCACUUCCUGGUUUCCCAGACUCCAGAAUCAACACCGUCUUCGGGCCCUACUUUUUUGCUAACUGGCAUCUGCCUUGCUAUACAAAGUUACUGCUGGGCCCAAUGGAAUCAUAAGGGUGCUUUUAAAGAGGCAGCAGGAGGGGCGGCUCUGGGGCAGUUCUGUCGAUUGUGGCGCAGCUGGAUUCGUGUGCAGCCGGGAGCCACGGAAUGUGGGCGUCUUCCAGAAGCUCUAAAGGCUCCUGUUGGAGCCGUCGACCCGCAGUUCUGUUGCACCAAACACACGCCUUUGCAUGAAACACCUCUUCGAUGCAUCUACCCGGAUCCUAUCUUGCUCUUCAGGACUCACUUCCCUUUGGCAUCUUUGCCAGCACUGAGCUCCUCGACCGUCCACUACCCCCUCAACCUGCCUACUUUUAGCCCGUAUCACACUCGACUUGCCGUCGUGGACAACUGUAUUCCUGUUGGGGCCACUUUGCCAAGUUCUUGCCUAAUAAGUGGCUUCAUUACUCGGUACGCAGUUGUUUGCUAG
Messenger RNA from Puma concolor (puma), 969 nucleotides. Lineage: Eukaryota; Metazoa; Chordata; Mammalia; Carnivora; Felidae. The record is from RefSeq and is a predicted model, not a curated record.